CCUCUCGCAAGGGCUCUAUCUCUCACCAACGUAAACAGAAAACGAGCCGGAAGUGCUCGGAAUGCAGGUAGGGUAAAAAAAAAUAUUUAAAAAAAAGCGUAAAAUAAAAAAUGGCGGACUCGCUAUGUGGAGGUUUGUCAGAGGAAAUAUAUCCAAAGAAGGACAGCUCGGAGCGGGUGACACGCUCUUGGAGAAAGGUGGUAAGGACUGGUAAAAGCAACCCUGAGACAGAAAUGGCGGAAACUCUGGGGUGUUAUGAUGGACAGUGUGGGAAAGAGGAGCGGCGCGAGCACUCAGACGAAGACGAGGCAGACGAGCCGUCUAUUCUGAGAUUCAUGUGUGCCGAGUUAACCAGAGGUUACUUCCUGGAGCACAACGAGGCCAAGUACACGGAGCGAAGAGAGAGAGUCUACACGUGCAUGAGGAUCCCGAAAGAGCUGGAGAAGCUCAUGAUGUUCGGCUGCUUCCUGUGCCUCGACGCGUUCCUCUACGUGUUCACCUUACUGCCCCUCCGAACCCUGCUCGCCUUCCUGAGACUGCUGACCAUCCCCUGCUGUGGGCUUGGCAGCUCCCGGUUCCUGCAGCCAGCCCAGGUGUGUGACCUGCUGAAGGGGCUGAUCAUGGUGCUGUGCUGUUCCAUGAUGCAUUACGUGGAUUACGCCAUGAUGUACCAUCUAAUCCGAGGACAGUCCGUCAUCAAACUCUACAUCAUCUACAACAUGCUGGAGGUGGCAGACCGUCUCUUCUCCUCCUUCGGCCAGGACAUUCUGGACGCUCUGUACUGGACCGCCACCGAGCCGAAGUCCAGGAAGAGAUCUCACAUCGGACUCAUUCCGCAUUUCAUCAUGGCCGUCUUCUACGUCUUCCUGCACGCCAUCCUCAUCAUGGUCCAGGCCUCCACGUUAAACGUGGCCUUCAACUCGCACAACAAGUCUCUGCUCACCAUCAUGAUGUCCAACAACUUUGUGGAGAUCAAAGGAAGCGUCUUUAAAAAGUUUGAGAAAAAUAACCUCUUUCAGAUGUCUAACAGCGACAUUAAGGAACGCUUCACUAACUGCAUCCUGCUGCUGAUUGUGUGUCUGAGGAACAUGGAGCAGUUCUCCUGGAACUCAGAUCACCUGUGGGUGCUGCUUCCAGACGUCUUCAUGGUGGUGGCCUCCGAGGUGGCCGUGGACGUCGUAAAGCACGCGUUCAUCACCAAAUUCAACGACAUCACUGCAGACGUGUACAGUGAAUACAGAGCCAGCUUGGCCUUUGAGCUCGUCAGCAGCCGGCAGCAGUAUGCGUACACAGACUACAGUGACUCGGUGGCCAGGAGAAUGGGCUUCAUCCCUCUACCCCUAGCUGUUCUGGUGAUCCGAGUGGUGAUGAGCUCGGUGAAGAUCCAGGGAGCGCUCGCGUCUGUCAGUCUGCUGCUCUUCUACCUAGGAAUGAUCACACUCAAAGUGUUGAACAGUAUAGUUCUGCUGGGAAAAUCCUGCCACUAUGUCAAAGAGGCCAAGAUGGAGGGGAAGCUGUUUGAUAAACCUCAAACUCCAGCGCCGAAAACGACUCCAAGAACACCCAGCCAUGCCAAAUCCCCCUCUCCGACAGAUAAGCCAAAAUCCCAGAAUCCCUCCCCCUCCAUCACCUCCAUCACCAAGCAGCCUUCCCCGCGCUCAUCAGAGCUCCUCCCCCCAGCUCCAAACCCUGUCACCAUGGAAACCAGCGAGCCUGCUCCAGAGAGUCCUUCUAAAGCAGAGGAGGACAGCAGCGAGACUCCUCACGGCACCGAGCUCGAACACAGAACACAGAAGAAAGACCUGCUGGAGAUCGAUCGCUUCACGCUGUGUGGCAACCGCAUACUUUAACCGCCGCAGCUUCAGCUCAGAGACGAGACCGAAACGCCGCGCCCGGCGUGUCCCCGGGAGGGGGUGGAGGGCCGGACAAGACACACAGGAGAUACACGGCGAGACGAACAUUCCAGUGACGUGGAAUCUGCUGUCCAGCGUCCUCUCCUCGUUUUAGACUUGAAUAGAGAGCGCAGUGGAUCUGCGCUUUCCUGAACAUUCUGCCACAAUGCGAGAAAUUUCAGACAAACGUCAGACAUUUCAGAAGGACAGGAAGUUUUUAAAUGUGAUUAGGUAUAAUGAUCUCAGAGAUCUAAAUCGAAUAAACAGGCAACCCAGCGUUGAUUAUAUAGGGGUCCAAGACGAAAACCGUGUUUCAUAUUUAAAAGUAAAACGGUACAGUAUACUUUUAUUGCUUUACAGAUGAUAGAAACCCAUAAAAUAACACCAGAUUUGCAUAAUAUUUUAAGAUGUUUCCUGUAACGGCGAGCCCUGAAGCUUUGAUUCCACUUACACCACAGCAGUUUGCCAACACUGUCGUUUUUAUCCGUUUACAGCUACAUUAUGUUGUGGAGCAGCUGCGAAAUGAGUUCCUAUUAUCACUUACGUUAAAGCAGCUAUAAAUUAUACUUACAGUACCGAACCCCCCCCCCCCCCCCCCCCCCCCCCUGUCUUUCUUGAAGACAAAUAAAAAAUAAUAAUCUGAAGUGGCGGAAAAUUUAAAGGUACAGCUUUACUGCUGACUCUUCUAACAAAGCUCUGACACUAGAGACUCCUUCCAAAAACCGUUAAAUAAACAUCUCCUUAGAGAAAACGUCGCCGUGAUAAUAAUUCGAGGUUUUCCUCCGCUAGAUCGUCGAAAGGCUUAGAUUACAUGGAGCAGCUACCGUACAGGUCCCUGGGAAUUAGCCGUCACUAUGGAAACUAUAUAUAUAUAUUAUAUAUAUAUAUAUAUAUAUAUAUAUUUACCAUGAAAAGAAUUAAAAUCACUUAUUUUAACUGACUAGAAAAACAUUUUGGCCUUGAACCCGUAAAUACGCUGUGUUGCUUGUUUAUUAAAUAUAUCGAUGUAGUAAUUAAUAAAGCAUCAUCUCAAGAGAACGCAUUAGGCCGGGUUUAGCACAGGCCAUUAGAUGUUCUAGAUAGUGAUAGUGCCUGAUUUAAUUCAUGUGAUUCCGGCUUGUUGCUGGUCACAUGGCUGGUACCUCGGAGUUUUUCCCGAGGUUGAAGUCCGAGUAGAAAAGGCUUGAAGCUCAUACUGAGCGUACUUUACUCAUCAUCGUUUAACACGUUCAUUUCUACUCUUAUAUUCAUCUUUUGAUGAAAUUCCGAUUUUAUUCCGACAAUUAUCGUAGCGUAUCGUUUACCUUUAAUUCGCCAACGAUUUUGGUUCUAGAAAAUCCGCCAGGAUCAAACGAAUGUUUGCGCUAACAUCUCCAUUAACAUCUCCGCUAACAUCUCCAUUAGCAUCUCUGCUAACAUCUCCACUAACAUCGUCAUUAGCAUCUCCGUUAGCAUCUCUGCUAACAUCUCCACUAACAUCGUCAUUAGCAUCUCCGUUAGCAUCUCCGUUAGCAUCUCCACUAGCAUCUCCGCUAACAUCUCCGCUAACAUUUCCAUUAACAUCUCCGCUAACAUCAUCAUUAGCAUCUCCGCUAACAUCUCCAUUAACAUCUCCACUAACAUCUCCAUUAGCAUCUCCACUAACAUCUCCGUUAGCAUCUCCGCUAACAUCUCUGUUAUCAUCUCCGCUAACAUCGUCAUUAGCAUCUCUGCUAACAUCUCCGUUAACAUCGUCAUUAGCAUCUCCGCUAACAUCUCCUAUCCCUGAUUGUUUAAAAAAAACUCUCCUCCUCUUAUUGAACGCCAUUGCAACUGCACUAGCAAUGUUACAACGAAUCACUAAACGCACCACAAAUAUUACAUCAUCAUCAUCAUAUUUAACGUGUUUCAGGGUGGAGUUUUCCUUUAAAGCCCCCAGAUAUUUGAUCUGGUCUCCGAAUCUCCCACGAGCGCAGCGAAACCAGCCGAGAAGAACGUGGCACUGAUUUACCACCGUGUCUCAGGCACUUUUACUGUUUGCUUUAACAUGUGCAGGUCAUUCGCUCUCCUGUUUACAUCGCUCACUCGGGGAACAUGUCGAACAUUUCUAACGCCUCGUUCGUAGUGAGGUUUGAUUUCAGUUCACUUCAGCUAAUCAUUCCGUUUGGCAAUAAAAUGUGACUCUAAUGAAGAAUUAACAUAGUCCUCAGAUCUAGUCCUAGUAAUUUAUUCUGAGCGUUUUGCACGUGUAACACGAUUCAUUUCAGGGAGGAAACGUUCUUUUUUUUGUCUGUUUGUUUGUUUGUUGUUUGUUUUUUUUGGUCAUUUCAGCACACUACGCAAGUCUGGCUCAUGCAAUACAUUCCUAAGAGUAUUAAAGCUGAUUUGAUUUUAUUAGCGUCGUCAUGAGCCGAGGGUUGUGUUCGGUUGCGCUCGUUCAGUGUUUUCCUACUAAGAUAAUGUUUCUUUUUAACACACCGUUACACCAGCAGUGCAGGGACGCGUGUCUGAUUCCGUGUGUGUUUUUGGAAUGGUUAAUAAAGUUGCUUUCUAAUGUCA
Molecule: messenger RNA, 4430 nt
Organism: Ictalurus punctatus (channel catfish)
Lineage: Eukaryota; Metazoa; Chordata; Actinopteri; Siluriformes; Ictaluridae
Gene: tapt1a
Product: transmembrane anterior posterior transformation 1a
Exons: 14
Coding region: 111-1850 (579 amino acids)
Biological process (GO): maintenance of protein localization in endoplasmic reticulum; positive regulation of cilium assembly
Cellular component (GO): endoplasmic reticulum membrane; ciliary basal body
Source: RefSeq, a predicted model, not a curated record